Molecule: messenger RNA, 2227 nt
Organism: Owenia fusiformis
Lineage: Eukaryota; Metazoa; Annelida; Polychaeta; Sabellida; Oweniidae
Source: the annotation of a GenBank genome assembly
CUAAUGUUCAGUACUGAAUUAAAACCUUGUAACAAUUGUAAUCAAUACAAGCAGUUAUGGGAUAAAGCCUAUUUGAACCUUUAACUUAAAUGACACAAAGAUAUAAUAUACAAGCAGAAUGUCCAUGAGGUUUGUGAUGAAAGAGAAAUGGACAAUAUUUAUGUUUAUCAUACUGGUAUACAUUAGUUUCUGGACAUAUCAGGUUAAUAUAUUCCUAUCAAAGCCAAUGAAGAAUAGUUUUGAAGAGAAUAUGGCCCUUGUGCAUGAUACAAAUGAAAAGAAAGAACAAAAGUAUGGUAACAUGGCUCAUGUGACAGGUGACAAGUAUGUACAAUUGGAACAUGAAACACAUCACACAAAUGUCACAUUGGUUUUAAAUCAAAAUGUUAAGUUGGAAAAUGAAGAAACCAUAUCAGCAUCAAUUGAAAAUAACAAUUACAUAGAUGAACCAACAGAUAAUGAAGAAAAUGGUGAUAACCUACUCAUGGGAAGUGACCAACAGAGCAUAUGUGAACCAGAAAUAAUACAACAUGGCUCAAAUUAUAAAAUGGCCAAACAAACAUGGAAAUAUAAAAUUGUACAAUGGAUGCCAUAUCAGCGCAAAGUUGUUGGUCGUGAACUAAAGAAUACAAGCAUGGGUGAAUUCUGGCAGGUGGAUAACUGCUUGGUCAUUGAUCAUUUUGAUGUAGAAAAUGCUGAUGCUGUAGUUGUUCCUAUUAUGAGUCUGAAUCCAUAUGAAGAAUAUGCCCCACCAAGACAAUUUCCACCUAGCGAAACAAGAAAAGCAUCCCAAAUAUGGAUCCUCCUUCAUAAUGAUCAUCCUUAUUUUCUUUCAUCAAGACAAUGGGGAACAGAGUGUUUGGAUAAUUAUUUCAACUGGACAAUGACUUAUAGGUCAACGUCAGACAUUCAUAUACCUUAUGGGAAUUCAUUUCCAAAAGACAGUCCCACAGACAAUGGUAUAGACUAUACAAUUGGGAAAACAAAAAUGGUGUCAGCAAUGGUAAGUGGCUACCAAUCACAGAACUUCCGAAUGGAGUACAUAAAAGAAUUGGAAAACUACAUUCAAGUGGAUAUGUUUGGUAGAUAUGGAAUCCCAUGUUAUGGUCAUUAUUUUCAGACUUGCCCACUUUUAAAACUCUACAAGUUCUAUCUAGCAUUUGAGAACUCAAAUUGUGAAGAAUAUGUAACAGAAAAGCUCUGGUUAAAUGGUUACCAUAACAAUGUCCUCCCUGUUGUAAUGGGGGCCACAAAAGAAUUUUACACAUCUAUCGCACCACCUUAUUCAUAUAUCCACAUUGAGGAUUUUAAAACCCCUCAGCACCUUGCUCAUUAUUUGCGAUACCUGAACUCAAAUGACACAGCCUAUAACGAAUACUUCAAAUGGAGAGACACCCAUGAUUACUGCUACAGUUUAUUACAUUUAGGUAUGCAACCAUGGAAAGUCAUUUGCGAGAAACUGAACUCAUUCAAUGGGGAACAUAAAGUUUAUAAAAAUAUGAGCACUUAUCUGGAUCCAGAGUCCCAAUGUAGACCUGCUCAUUGGGAGCCAAAGGAGGAAAUUUCAAAGCAGUCAAUUGACUUCAUCAAAUAGCCUUAGUUAGUUAGCUCUGUUCUAAAGAAUGUAUAUGUAUUCUAUACCUGAGGUUCCAAGUACAUAACGAGCGGGAAUAUAUAGUGUAUCUUGGGAGCUACUGCCAAGGACCGGGCUUUUCAGGAGCUGGACCGGGAUGAAACAGCGUGUAUCCAUCCCGGUUCAGCUCCUGAAAAGUGAACUCAAUUUACGUUUUACUUAAUUUACGAAAUAAGGAUUAUCAAACUUAUACCGUUUCGGUAAUUUAAGUGAGGGAUUAAAUCGACGAUUCCGUUGUCUUCUAAACUAUUUGUUCGCAAAUGUGUACAUUUUCUUAAUCAUAUGAUACUGAUACACAUUUGUGAUAAAAAUGUUGUGGGAAUUCUGCCUACAAUGUGUGAAAUAAGGAAAAAAGAAAAAUUGUGCCUUCGACGUUCCGACAUUUUGUCACCGAAACGGUUCCAGCGUAAUCGAGUGGAUCACCAGUGAUACUAUAACGUAUUGUUCAAAAGUAUUUAAUUGAAGAAUUCCUUUACAAAAAUAGUUGAAGAUGAGAACGACCCACACAUUUGAGAAAACUUUAUGUGUAAAACUGUAGUAUCAGUAUUACCCUCAAAUAUUGUUGCCCAUGUCUGGCAUACUAUUUCCUUAUAC